This is a messenger RNA of Ictidomys tridecemlineatus (thirteen-lined ground squirrel), 665 nucleotides long. Its product is annotated as keratin-associated protein 13-1. NCBI's taxonomy places the organism in Eukaryota, Metazoa, Chordata, Mammalia, Rodentia, Sciuridae. The record is from RefSeq and is a predicted model, not a curated record.
AUCCACUCAGCUAAACUCACAUCUCUCAUCAUGUCCCACAGCUGUCACUCUGGAUACUUCUCCCACUCCUUUGGGGGCCACCUGCCCUAUUCACACUCCUUCUGUGGUUCUUCGUACCCCAGAAACCUGGUCUAUACCACCAAAUUCCACCAUCCCAGGACCUGCCACCUGGGCUCCUCUCACUACAGGGGCUGUCAGGAGAUCUUCCACAGGCCCUCAAGAUGCCAGAAUUCCUGUGUGGUGUCCAGGACCUGCUACCAACCAAGGACCUUCACCCACUGCAGUCCCUGCCAGAGGACCUAUGCUGGAUCUCUGGGCUUUGGGUCCAGCAGCUGCCACUCUCUGGGCUAUGGAUCUAGAAGCUGCCAUUCCUUAGGCCAUGUUUCUGGAUGUUACCCUUCCCUGGGCUAUGGAUCUGGAUUCCACCACCCAACCUAUGUGGCUUCUAGGAGCUUCCAGUCUUCUUGUUACAGACCAACCCGUGGAUCAGCCUUCUAGAGAUAAAUCUGAUGAAUUUCUAGAUCUUUUAAGCCAAAUGUCUCACUGUCUCCCUAGAGCUGCUGCUCUUAGUUUCUCAGCAAUGUUAGCACCCCUUCUCUGGCAUCAAGCACAGGCUGACAGACUAGCACUUUCAGGCUGUGAAAUGAAUGAAUGAAUAAAAUAUA